Molecule: messenger RNA, 1515 nt
Organism: Marchantia polymorpha subsp. ruderalis
Lineage: Eukaryota; Viridiplantae; Streptophyta; Marchantiopsida; Marchantiales; Marchantiaceae
Source: the annotation of a GenBank genome assembly
GCAAAUGGUGCCGGAGCUUUGACUCGAUUCAGGAGUACUUUAGUCAGUGCUGCAUUUCUGGACCAGAUCCGUUUGACCAGACCGUACGUUGACAUGUCGCUGUGUGAGGUCCACACAAUUUUUUAUGCUUGUAGAAAAUUUUGGUCACAUGCUCUUAUAUUGAGAACCACCACUGGCCUUGGAAUCCAUUGCAUUCCAGAGAUCAAGCUCGACACAGGGCUCCUCAGCUCCAGGAAGGUUCUGUUUACCUCCAAAACCUGAAAGCUAUUUUCAGGAGGUUGCGAACAUGGAUUCGCCAUCUGUACCUCCCGUUCACAAUGGAAAGUUUCAUAUCAUCAAUGUUGCGACGAAGCGGGUUUUGGUUGACAGCAUGAACAGAUCGGCAGAAUCAACAGUGUCUUCGACUCCAUUCCCGAAGGCAAAUGACCUCGGUCAUUAUGUCGAUUACUUCCACAUCACAAAGUCUGAGAGCGGAAACGAUAGCUGGGUCAUUGCAGCGAAUGGACGGAAAAUGAGUACUGCUGGCGGGGAAGGUAUAGUUCUAACAAUUCUAGACGACGAACCAGGUUUUGAAUGGGAUUUCAUCGCUUCAGAAGAUUUUCCAGAUGCGUUUAGAAUCGAGAAUCGGGACACACAUAAAAUCAUCUACGAGCGCGAAGUCUUGGAAGUCAUCCCUCUACAAUUGAAUGAUGUACGCUACGGCAAGAUUGAACUUUUUCGACCAGAAGCGCAUUGGGUCCUGAAGGCGUUCACUGAACCUUGAACAGGGAAAAACAUUUCUCCUCAGUCAUAGUCAUCAAGAUGCUGCUUUUCGUUGAAUAAUUUUGGGGCUGGCUGGUGAAGAGAUCAGUCGCAUGAGCUAUCGGAUAUCACGUAUGAUUGGCUAGAUUAGCACAGAUUAGAUUGGGGCCACAAGAGGGACUAGUUUUGGGAUCAUCUUAUUGUUAGUGUUAGAACUGCUUGUCCUGUUUUGAAUAAAGCGGCUGUAUGUUCGAUUCUACACCAAUUGAUUAUGCAUGUGACUGGGAGAUGCGUUUCUAGAUCUACUUAGACAGAGAAGGUAGGAUGGACCGACCGACCUUCUGAAAGGAGGAAGGUCUGAUGGACGCAGCUGAUAUGGACAGAGAGAAUUCAUAACGUCCUGGUUAUACGACCAGUACAGCAGACGGUCAACAGUUACAGAACCAACUGAUUUCAGCUCUGAUUUCAGGACCUGAUAGCUGAUGCUUGAUCUGCAAAGGAAACACCCUGAAACGUACAGAAGAAUCACUGUAAAGCAUCUCAGGAGAAGGUCGAUUGCUUCGAGAAUGCUACACAUCGAGCGAGCUUGAAGGAGUCUAGAUUAAUGUGCCAUAGAAACGCUGUUGAAGUUGUGUAAGUGACUGGCGGAUUCCAGCUAGUUAGAACACAAAUGGAGAUUCCUGUUCAAAAUUCCUGUGCUCCACAUCAGUUUUCUCUUGUAAAUUCUCACCUCACAAGUCUAAUGAUACGUCGUUAGGAUUAAAACUUCCCAUA